AUGCCUCACGGGGAGCCUAUCACGGACGACCGCGUCAUCCAUCACAGCGCAGCAGAUGAAGUCAACAAGGCGGUGGCGAAAAUGCAAUCUGGAGGAGAGAACAAGUAUGCCGUCAUUAUCGACGCCGGAAGCACUGGGAGCCGGAUCCACGUGUACCAGUUCAACCCCAAUCUCGAACUGAUGGAGAUCGGCGAUGACUUGGAGUUGUUUGUUGCGCUCAAGCCAGGUCUGAGCUCGUUCCGCGAAAACGCCAAAGGAGCGGCGGACUCGCUCCGUCCGCUUAUCGACAAGGCGCUCACCGUCGUCCCUGAGGAAGUCCGCUCCACCACGCCCAUCCGCGUCGGAGCAACGGCUGGUCUGCGCCUUCUCCCUGGUGACCUCGCUGACAACAUUCUCCAAGCCGUCCGGGAGAUGCUCAAGGAGUACCCCUUCACCUUCGCUGCCGAUUCCGUCAAGAUCCUUGAUGGCGCCGACGAGGGUUCCUUCGCGUGGGUAACUGUGAACUACCUCCUGGGCAAUCUCGGCAAGGACAUCAGCCACACAGUGGGGGUGGUGGAUCUGGGCGGCGGGUCCGUGCAGAUGACGUACGCGGUGCCUGAUGACGUGGCAGCGAAGGCGCCCGAGGGUUACGUUCGGAGGCUGAGCGGAAUGGGCAAGACGUACGGGGUUUACGUGCACAGCUACCUGGGCUUCGGACUGAUGGCAGCGCGCGCUCAGGUGCUCAAGGCGAAGCCACCAGGCAGCGAGGGACAUGCAUGCUUACCCAAGGGCACUGACGACAAGUACGUGUAUGGCACAGAGGAGGUCCAGGCACAUGCGCUGCCGACGGGAGGGAGUGCAGCGGAGUGUGCACUGAUCGCAGCAAAGGCGUUGGAACUGGGAGGGGCCCUUGCUGGCGACCCUGCUCCGUCGUGCUCCUUCGAGGAGUGCACAUUUGGAGGGGUGUGGAGUGGUGGUCGGGGUCAGGGCGCGUCGAAGCUCUUCAUUGCGUCGUACUUCUUUGACCGGGCUGGCCAGGGUGCAUCCAAGCUCUUCAUUGCCUCGUACUUCUUUGACCAGGCUGGCCAGGGGUGUGGGAGAGGGGGUCGGGGCGAGGGUGCUUCCAAGCUCUUCAUUGCUUCAUACUUCUUUGACCAGGUGGGUCAGCUUGGCGUUAUUCCCGACCCCAAGGCGUCAUCAGCUCCUGUCAAGGCAAAGGACUUCGCAGCGGUAGCUGAGGCUGCCUGUGCUACACCCUUGGAGGAAGUCACAAAGAAGUUUCCUGCGGUGGAGGGCAAGGACGCUCCAUACAUGUGCCUGGACGUGGUGUACCAGCACAAGCUGCUCACCCAUGGCUUCAGAAUUGAUGAUGCAGCAGAACUUACGCUGGUGAAGCAGGUCACGUACAAAGGCAAGGAUGUCGAGGCAGCUUGGCCACUUGGUGCUGCCAUUGAUGCUAUUUCGUCUUAG
Closterium sp. NIES-65 is the source of this 1449-nucleotide messenger RNA. NCBI's taxonomy places the organism in Eukaryota, Viridiplantae, Streptophyta, Zygnematophyceae, Desmidiales, Closteriaceae. The record is from the annotation of a GenBank genome assembly.